AUGCCGUGUCCCUACUUCGGAGAUGCCGUGUCCCUACUUCGGAGAUGCCGUGUCCCUACUUCGGAGAUGCCGUGUCCCUACUUCGGAGAUGCCGUGUCCCUACUUCGGAGAUGCCGCGUCCCUACUUCGGAGAUGCCGCGUCCCUACUUCGGAGAUGCCGCGUCCCUACUUCGGAGAUGCCGCGUCCCUACUUCGGAGAUGCCGCGUCCCUACUUCGGAGAUGCCGCGUCCCUACUUCGGAGAUGCCGCGUCCCUACUUCGGAGAUGCCGCGUCCCUACUUCGGAGAUGCCGCGUCCCUACUUCGGAGAUGCCGCGUCCCUACUUCGGAGAUGCCGCGUCCCUACUUCGGAGAUGCCGCGUCCCUACUUCGGAGAUGCCGCGUCCCUACUUCGGAGAUGCCGCGUCCCUACUUCGGAGAUGCCGCGUCCCUACUUCGGAGAUGCCGCGUCCCUACUUCGGAGAUGCCGCGUCCCUACUUCGGAGAUGCCGCGUCCCUACUUCGGAGAUGCCGCGUCCCUACUUCGGAGAUGCCGCGUCCCUACUUCGGAGAUGCCGCGUCCCUACUUCGGAGAUGCCGCGUCCCUACUUCGGAGAUGCCGCGUCCCUACUUCGGAGAUGCCGCAUGA
Messenger RNA from Schistocerca serialis cubense, 627 nucleotides. Its product is annotated as T-cell acute lymphocytic leukemia protein 1-like. The transcript has 2 exons. The coding region runs from base 1 to 627 and encodes 208 amino acids. Lineage: Eukaryota; Metazoa; Arthropoda; Insecta; Orthoptera; Acrididae. The record is from RefSeq and is a predicted model, not a curated record.